Molecule: messenger RNA, 2054 nt
Organism: Paramormyrops kingsleyae
Lineage: Eukaryota; Metazoa; Chordata; Actinopteri; Osteoglossiformes; Mormyridae
Product: protein-S-isoprenylcysteine O-methyltransferase-like
Biological process (GO): C-terminal protein methylation
Cellular component (GO): endoplasmic reticulum; membrane
Molecular function (GO): protein C-terminal S-isoprenylcysteine carboxyl O-methyltransferase activity
Source: RefSeq, a predicted model, not a curated record
CUGCUUUGCAGCGUCGCUGCCCGGUUGGAAAAGCUCGCGAUGCUUCCCCCCCUGCAAAUGCACCCUUUACCGCUUUCAACAUGGCAGGAGGCGAACUCGUGUUGGAAGGCAGAGUGAGCCUGACCGGCUUUGUGCUGGGACUGGCCGUUGUAUUCAUUCCGGUGCUGACCUCGGUGGAUGUAACCGGAACUGCGGGAAAGGGGAUCCUUGCCAUUUACUUGGGAGUGGUAAACGCGACCCUGCUGAUUUUGUACAAUGGGCAUAUUCAUAAGGUGGCCAUGCGUGCAGCUCUCCUUGGUUUCACAUUCGGAUGUGGCUUGCUGAUAAGCUUUGGUCAGACAACAUGGACACACUUUGGCUGGUAUAUGUGUGCCUUGUCCUUCUUUCACUACUCGGAGUACCUGAUGACGGCCGUCAUGAACCCUCACAGCCUGACACUGGACUCCUUCCUGCUGAACCACAGUGUGGAAUACACAGUAGCAGCAGUCUGCUCCUGGCUGGAGUUUAUACUGGAGAAACUCCUGAUCCCAGACCUGAAGCAGUGGAGAUGGCUGAGUCUACUUGGUCUUCUCAUGGUCCUCUCUGGGGAGGGUCUGCGUAAGUCGGCCAUGAUGACAGCUGGAUCCAACUUUAACCACAUCGUCCAGAAUGAAAAGGCCCAGAGCCAUGUGCUGGUGACUGCCGGCAUCUACUCCUGCUGUCGCCACCCCUCCUACGUGGGUUGGUUCUACUGGAGCAUCGGCACACAGGUGAUGCUCUGCAACCCCCUGUGCCUGCUGGGAUACACCUUAGCCAGCUGGCGCUUCUUCCGGGAGCGUGUUGAGGAGGAAGAGCUGUCCCUCAUCCUCUUCUUCGGUGAGGAAUACCUGGACUACAAGCGCAAGGUUCCCACUGGCUUGCCCUUCAUCCCAGGAAUCCAGAUAGAAUCUUAGACUCUGUGGAGACUAGGGUUGCAAAGGGCAGGUAAAUUUCCAGAACCUUUCCAGAAACUUUCCAUUUCAUGGGAAGUUAAGCUAAGGAAUUUUGGAAAUAUUCCAAAUUGGAAACUUUCCAUGGCAAUUACCGGGAAUAUAUGGGAAUUAAUGGAAAAUUUUCCGACUUUUGUAACCCUAGAGGAGACCCAUCAAAGCUUGUGAUAAGCGAUGACUCUGGUGGUCCUGUGAAUACAGUUCACCACUUAGUGGCUGGAGGAACAAGUGAUUGGAGUAUGUGGGUAACGCUAAUGGUCAAAUGCCACAGGGGUUUCUCUGUGUGCUGAAGAGACCAUGGCGUCCUGCGUGGAAGCUCUGAUGCCGCCACACCACACAAAGCAGCCAUUUCUUUCCUGCUUGGCGCUUUCCACGUCCUUCACACCAGACCUUCCGUGUGCGGAGAGAUAGCAGCUACUUCUUUGUUAUGCACAGACCUGGGGACUUUCAUUAAAUAUUGUCUUUGCGACACAAAAUGUUGUGCACUUGUUUAUUUUUUUCUCUGCUAGUGCCCUAAUUUGGAAUAAGGGUGUGACCCCAGUUAGUCCACAUUUUUCUGGAAAACCAGCACAGGAAAAAAAUUGGCAUGAAAUCUGGCAGGGGCGCAAAAAAAGGAGGGUAUUGGCUUUUCCGUGUUCUUCUCCUUGUGCUUAAUUUCACAGCUCGUCCAUGUCAGUCAUGAUGCCUUCGACCGUUAUUAGUAUUUACUCAGCAGUUCCUGCCCUGCCUUUGAUUAUACCAUUUCUUUAUAACCGAGCUGAAUUUCUGUAUUUCAGUUACUCUGUGGGGUGGAUGCAAAAUAGACUACAAUCUUUUUAUUGCUCAAAUGCUGUUCAAAAUUGAAUUGUACCUAUAUAAAGCUCCUACUUUGUGCCCCCAAAAGCAUAAAAAUACAUGAGUUCUAAUACCUACAAACCUACAGUUUUUUUUGCAUAUACAUAUAAGGUAUUUCAACAGAAGUGUCUCAAAGUUUUGUGUAUGAAAGUACUACUGUAAGAGUAACCUGGCUUAAUGUCCUGGUGGGACUGAUUGAGUGAGUACUGUGGCUGUUUCACUUGGUUUGAAUUUCCUUAUUAAGCACUUACU